This is a messenger RNA of Hylaeus anthracinus, 1184 nucleotides long. RefSeq lists its product as uncharacterized. The record is from RefSeq and is a predicted model, not a curated record. Bases 203 to 643 code for a protein of 146 amino acids. The transcript is spliced from 2 exons. Lineage: Eukaryota; Metazoa; Arthropoda; Insecta; Hymenoptera; Colletidae.
CGUUUGACUGCUACGCGGCGCAAAAAUCGCUGCGUUCAUUUGUCUCGAAAACCGCGACGCAGCGCUUUUGCGCUGCGAGUUUCAGUGUGUCUUUGUUGCUUUGUGGGAGUGAACGUAGUCUGACCUCACACGUACUUUGUAACACGAGUGCAUUCUAAAAUAACUUUUUACCGUUUUUAUAUAUUAUUUAAAAAAAGUAACCAUGUCACGGGCUAUUAUUUCGGACGUUGAUUCGAUUGCUAGUGAUUCUGAGGAUGGUGAAAGAACAGACACAAGUAGUGAUGAUAACAUUAUUUUAACUCAUCAAACAAAAAGACUGAGGAUUGAAAAUCUCACUGGUCGUGUUGGGCGCAGAAGCGGAGGCGAGAGAGAACGCGACACGACGCCUGCAGGAGUUCUGUUCCCUCGAGCUGGUAAGCCGCCUUUAAUCGAUCCUUUUAAUCCAUACUCGACCCGUCGAAGAUCCAUCGGCAGUACUUUUAAACGGUUCGAAGAAAGGAACGGAGUUCAAUGGGUUCGCAUUACAGGAGACUCUUGGCGAUACCCAUGUUCUUACGUUCCGCCUCGGUUUUCACUUUUUACGGUGCGAUAUUCGGUUGGAAUGAUCUUGAAGAGGUAUUAUAUAACCAACUUUGUAAGGUAAAAGCACCGACAGUGGCGUUCAAAAGUUCCCGGCCAGAUGGUUUUUGCGAUUUUUCUUCCAAAAGAAAAGUGUUAAGACAUUUUUCUUAGAAUCAUAUGUACAGUCAUAUUACGUGAAAGGAUACUAUAAAAAAAAUCACCGCUAUUUAUUUUUCUUACGUCUUUAUUUGUAGAAAGUGUUUAACGAAAAAAUUAUGCUUGUUUUUCAUUUUGUAACAAUUUCGGGGUACAUUAUUUAACAUAUUAUAAUUGAUAUUUCGUAGCCAUGCCUUUUGAAGUAAUAACAACGGCAUAGCAACGAGGCAUGGAUUUAAUUAACCGAAUAACGUAACCGCGUGGUAUUUUGUCCCACUGUUCUAUUAAAUUCUGAGAAAAUUGUGUCUUAUUAGAACUUCUAUGAUUUUUCAUUCAGCGUUUCAUCUCUCCCCAGAGAUGCUCUAGUGGAUUUAAAUCCGCAGAUUGAGAAGGCCAGUUUAAAACCUGUACUUUAUUUGUAAACAACCACCUUCUUACGAUUUUCGAUGGAUGUUUGGGGUCGUUAU